Molecule: messenger RNA, 5919 nt
Organism: Neofelis nebulosa (Clouded leopard)
Lineage: Eukaryota; Metazoa; Chordata; Mammalia; Carnivora; Felidae
Gene: EBF1
Product: EBF transcription factor 1
Exons: 17
Coding region: 905-2719 (604 amino acids)
Biological process (GO): regulation of transcription by RNA polymerase II
Molecular function (GO): DNA-binding transcription factor activity, RNA polymerase II-specific; RNA polymerase II cis-regulatory region sequence-specific DNA binding
Source: RefSeq, a predicted model, not a curated record
GUGCCUGUGUUUAGCUCUGGGGAGAGUCAAACUGGAUUCCAUAGGGAAAGCCUGCAAAUCACUUCUAUUUUAGCAAGGAGAAAACAGAAUCUCCAUCCAGCAGGGUCCACCCCUCUCUCUUUCUCCCUCUCCUCUCUCUCUUUCUCUUUCUCUCUCUGUCUUUCCCUCCCCCCCCUUCCUCUUUCCCUCUCUCUCCCCCCUUCCCCCCACCCCACUCUCCCUCUCUGGUGUAUCUGUCUACGGCAACCAGCGUCCUCAUCUAAACGCACUGAAAGGAAAGAAACAUCUUUGGUUGGGAGAGAAGGAGGAAAAAAAAGAGAGAGGAAAAAACUUGCCUGGUUGUGGAAAAUGACACUUGAAGUAGCAAAGCCGGCAGCGCGAGUUGAGUCUAUUGUUUCUUAAAUUGCCAUCAGGGCUUUUUUUUUCUUCCUGCUUCUUCAAGUGAAGGGUACCUCUACAAAAGGAAACUCCAGCCCCUCCUGUCCUCCACCGGCCUGUGAUCAUUACAAAAAAAAAAAAAAAAAAAAAAAAAAAAAAAAAAAAAAAAGAAAAAAAAAAGAAAAAAAAAGAAAAAAAAAAGCACCCAAACCAAAAAUUAACCAACCAAACAACCCCCAACAGCCAAGCAUACAUCUCUAUUUUUUUUAUUUUGGUCUUUUCGUUGGAUUUUCCCUUCUUUUUUUUUUUUUCUCUCCUUUUUUUUCGUGUUAUCGCUCAGUUUUGAGCGAAGGUUUACAUUUUUAAAAAAUUUGCUUUCCAGCCCGCCUUGAUCUUCUAGCGCGAGUUCAUCGUCUCAAAAAAAAAAAAAAUCUCUGGCUGGCGUUUUUCUUUCCUUUUUUUUUUUUUUUUUUUUUUUCAAUAUUUUCAAGGGGGAGGAGAUUUUCCACAAGAAAAGGUUGUUUUCAUGUUUGGGAUUCAGGAAAGCAUCCAACGGAGUGGAAGCAGCAUGAAGGAAGAGCCGCUGGGCAGCGGCAUGAACGCGGUGCGGACGUGGAUGCAGGGCGCCGGGGUGCUGGACGCCAACACGGCGGCGCAGAGCGGGGUGGGUCUGGCCCGGGCUCACUUUGAGAAGCAGCCGCCUUCCAAUCUGCGGAAAUCCAACUUCUUCCACUUCGUCCUGGCCCUCUACGACAGACAGGGCCAGCCCGUGGAGAUCGAGAGGACAGCCUUUGUUGGGUUCGUGGAGAAGGAAAAAGAAGCCAACAGCGAAAAGACCAAUAACGGGAUUCACUACCGGCUCCAGCUCCUCUACAGCAAUGGGAUAAGGACGGAGCAGGAUUUCUACGUGCGCCUCAUUGACUCCAUGACAAAACAAGCCAUAGUGUAUGAAGGCCAAGACAAGAACCCAGAAAUGUGCCGAGUCUUGCUCACACACGAAAUCAUGUGCAGCCGCUGUUGUGACAAGAAAAGCUGUGGCAACCGAAAUGAGACUCCCUCAGAUCCAGUGAUAAUUGACAGGUUCUUCUUGAAAUUUUUCCUCAAAUGUAACCAAAAUUGCCUAAAGAAUGCAGGAAAUCCACGUGACAUGCGGAGAUUCCAGGUCGUGGUGUCUACGACAGUCAAUGUGGAUGGCCAUGUCCUGGCAGUCUCUGAUAACAUGUUUGUCCAUAAUAACUCUAAGCAUGGGCGGAGGGCUCGGAGGCUUGACCCCUCGGAAGGUACGCCCUCUUAUCUGGAACAUGCAGCUACUCCCUGUAUCAAAGCCAUCAGCCCGAGUGAAGGAUGGACGACGGGAGGUGCGACUGUGAUCAUCAUAGGGGACAAUUUCUUUGAUGGGUUACAGGUCAUAUUCGGUACCAUGCUGGUCUGGAGUGAGCUGAUUACUCCUCAUGCCAUCCGUGUGCAGACCCCUCCUCGGCACAUCCCUGGUGUUGUAGAAGUCACUUUGUCCUACAAGUCGAAACAGUUCUGCAAAGGGACACCAGGAAGAUUCAUUUACACAGCGCUCAAUGAACCCACCAUCGAUUAUGGUUUCCAGAGGUUACAGAAGGUCAUUCCUCGGCACCCUGGCGACCCCGAGCGUUUGCCAAAGGAAGUAAUACUCAAAAGGGCUGCAGACCUGGUGGAAGCGCUGUAUGGGAUGCCACACAACAACCAGGAAAUUAUUCUGAAGAGGGCCGCUGACAUCGCAGAGGCUCUGUACAGUGUCCCCCGUAACCACAGCCAGCUACCGGCCCUCACUAACACCUCGGUCCACGCGGGAAUGAUGGGCGUGAAUUCCUUCAGUGGACAACUGGCUGUGAAUGUCUCGGAGGCGUCACAGGCCACCAAUCAGGGUUUCACCCGCAACUCAAGCAGCGUGUCACCACACGGGUACGUGCCGAGCACCACCCCCCAGCAGACCAACUAUAACUCCGUCACCACGAGCAUGAACGGGUACGGCACUGCCGCCAUGUCCAACCUGGGCGGCUCUCCGACCUUCCUCAACGGCUCAGCUGCCAACUCGCCCUACGCCAUCGUGCCAUCCAGCCCCACCAUGGCCUCCUCCACAAGCCUCCCCUCCAACUGCAGCAGCUCCUCGGGCAUCUUCUCCUUCUCACCAGCCAACAUGGUCUCAGCCGUGAAACAGAAGAGUGCUUUUGCACCAGUCGUCAGACCCCAGACCUCCCCGCCUCCCACCUGCACCAGCACCAACGGGAACAGCCUGCAAGACCAGUCUUUUGUGGACUCUAGCAAGUUCUCCACUUCAGGGUCUCUCCCGGGACUGGCAUUCUCCUGAACGAUAUCUGGCAUGAUCGUUCCUCCCAUGUGAAAGAAUUGCCUUGAAGAAUUUUAUUAAUGAAGAGGUUGGAUUCUGCUACAGAGAGUAAUCUGAUACAAGUCCCCGAGUGGAACUUUUAACUCAGGCCUUUUUAAGAGGAAUCACAAUAACUGCAGAUUUUUAAACAAACAAUAUCACCGACCUUGCAAAUACUGAAAUUGGAAGGGUUCUGCAAGUGCAGUGUUGGUUAAAAGUUGUACCUCCCAAGUAUUUGGGGGAUAUAUUUAUUCUGUGUUGAUAAAAGCAAAUCCACUUUUUCAUUUUCUUUCUUUUUUUUUUAAGCUUAACUCUGCAAUCAUUUGUCUUUUAUAAACCGUAAAGCUGUAUACAAGGGACACUAUAAAUAAGACUCCAUGUUUUAAUUUAUGAUGUUUUUAAAGCUGUGUAAAGGGAGAAUGAAGUGGUGAUAUUUACAAAAAAGUAAAAAAAAAAAACAGAAAAGAAGAAAAAAAAAAAAAAAAGCUUGUAUGGGACAGAAUAGGAAUGCCAGUUAGAUUUUUUAGAAAACUAAGGGUCGGCUUUUGCGCCUUAAAGCAUAUCAAAUGGUAGUUAGCUCAGACAGUGCAUUUUCAAUAUCUAACUUAACAUGCCAUCCCUUAGCAGUGCAAGCUUAUUUAUCUCUUUUGUAUUGUUGUCUUAAGUAACUGUGUAAAUAAAUGCAGCCUGGAAAGUUAAAAAGUGAUGUAAGUGAUCACAUUUUUCCCUUCUACUCAAAAAUCCAGUGCCUCUAGACAGAUUGUUAAAACCGCAUAUUUAAACCUGAUAUAAUUCUCUCUUUUACUUAUGUCAACUUCUUCUGAAGCCAAUGGCCUCUGGAGAGCUUGAUGGCACACAUACUGUGUGAGAAUCCCCUAUGAGACUGCACGGAACAGGGUCCAGGCACAGAAUUAGAAUUCCACAUUUUGCCCUCCAGUCAUCAAGCCAAAAUCCCACUCACACGCCGCCAUUUGCAAGUUUAAAGUUGACUCAUCCUAAAUGCUGACUUCAUACCAAUCCUCCAAAAGCUGACAAAAGCAACAUGGCAGGUAUUUCGGAUUUCCCAUUUGAGAUGACACCUCUAUCGGUGACCCUCACCAUUUGUAACAUAAUAGAUUAGAGGGACAGGUUAAGUGCUUUGGAAUUCAGAGUAAAAGGAAACUGGGAGAAAGGAGAAGAAGGUUGAGAGCUCCAAAACAUAGUUCUCUGUUCUAUGGAAUUUUUGCUCUCAUUAUCUGGGAAGUGUUCUUAAAAGUAAGAAUAAAUAGCAAAGACGCAGCAAAGCUCUGAGGAUGCGUUUGCCUGAUAUUUUUUUCUUUGCUGUUGUGUUUUGUAUGUAGUUAUAAAUACUGUAGAUUUUUUGUGAUUUUUGCCAAAGUCGUUCUAUUUAUACAUUUUAAUGUCUUAAGACAGUUUUUCAAUAUCACAAAAAGAUUUUACUGCAUAUUUUGCAAAGAAAAAAAAAGCUCACUACCUUUAGCUUGCACAUACUUGCAAAGUUAAUUAAAAGGCUUUUUGUUUUCAAGGGGAUUUUGUAAAAUAUCCAUAUAAAUAAUGUAUUUAUCUUUGGAAUUUGUACAUUGCUUUCCCCUUCUUCCUUUUCCUCCCACUCCCAGGUUAUUUUAUUGUGUACGUUUGCUAUGUGAAAAGUGCGUAUUUGUUUGGUCACCUACAGUUGUAUUAGCUGUUUCAAUGUGAUUUUUAAACAUUUCAUUUAUAGUUAUUUUUAGUUUUGUUUUAAACCAUGCUUCAAUUUUUUUUAUUUCCACCCAAAAGCCAUUGUCUAUUUUUGUAUUAUUUGUAAGUUAAGAAGUUUUUUCCAAUAUAUGGCAAAAAAAAAAAUAGUAGCAUAUUAUUCUUGUAGCAUUUAGUUCUGUAGAUUAAAAAAAAUGUAUCCUUUGCUUUGGAAGCUUACAAAAAAAAAAAACCCUAAUGCUGUUUUACUCUAUUAAUAUGCAUGGAAUCUCUCCCUUUGGAGUGACGCAUUUUGUGCAUUGAAUUUCGGGGGAGAAACUUCAUAGAAAUCAAUGAACAUACUUUCUUUCCUAAGUCUGCUUGUAUAUUUCCUCUGUCUUUCACAUAAAUAUAAACCAGCAGAUUGGAUGCCUUAACAAUGCAAAUCAUAUUCAUUUCACUUGUACAUUGUAACUGUGCACCAGAACUGUCAGUCAUCACUAACAUUCUAAGAAAAAAGAAAAAGAAAAAAGAAAAAAAAAAAAACAAAGAAAUGGAAAAGCACAAAAGAACUGUUUUGUUACCUUAAGACAAUGUAACUUUUUCUAGUAGAGCAAGAAAUUUACAACAAUGCUGCAACUGUGCAUGCCCCCAUAUGGAUUUUGCAAUGGUUUUCACUAGACUGUCAGAGUGCGAUUUUUAUGGGUUGGGGCGGGUGGGGGAGGGGGGUUGUGGGAGGGAAGGGAGGGGGAGGAAAGCUGAUUUUUCAAGGUGAGAAAUAAUAAUAAUGAUGAUUAAUAAUAAUAAAAAAACUGGAAAAUGUAAGCAAGGUGGACGCAUUGCUUCUCGGUACUCAGAAAAGUUGUCUGAAUUCGUGUGGUAAGCGCUGGCCUGAAGAUGUAUACAAUUUAAAGCCAUAUUUUGUCUGGUGAGCCCCUUAACUGUUUGUGAAGGAAUGGUCAGCCGGUGAGGUGUCCGGCUCAGACCCUGACAACAAACACCACCCAUCUGUCAGCCAUGUGUAGUGGUUAGAACUUUUCUUGAAAGUCCAAAGAGCCUUUAAAAUGUGUAUAAUUUGUAUUCUGUUGCCUCUAUUUAUAUUGAUUAGAUGAAAAGAUGUUCUGGCCCUCUGACCCUCUUUCUUCAACACAAAACUUCUACAAGUAAAAGAUGUUCCCCUAAAUACAGAAUAUGGCUUUAAGAGGAAAAUGAAAUAGAGAAUUAAGAUUUCAGUUUUGGGGGAAAAAUACAGCUUCUGGAUGACUGGAUUGCCUAACACGCCCUGGCCUCACAUUGUACUAGGAUGCAGCUUAACGAAGUCAUCUCUGAGUCUACUAACCUUUCACCUUCCUAUCAAACUUUUUGAAUAGACACACACUGUACAGUUCAAUUGUUAGAGAACCUAACUACUGUAGAGAUUGUUAUAAUUUUUUUUUUUUGCAAAAAUUCAAGCUGUAAAAACUUUUCAACUUUCACAAUAUUUAAUUAAAGUUACUUCCUGUCUGUGA